This is a messenger RNA of Drosophila suzukii, 1243 nucleotides long. Its product is annotated as serine protease inhibitor 42Dd-like. The record is from RefSeq and is a predicted model, not a curated record. Gene Ontology annotation, molecular function: serine-type endopeptidase inhibitor activity. NCBI's taxonomy places the organism in Eukaryota, Metazoa, Arthropoda, Insecta, Diptera, Drosophilidae.
GAUUUGUGAGCCACUUUCCAAAUGAAGUUCUUGGGUUUGAUAUUAUUGGCCACGUCAGUGACUUGCCGAUUCACCGAUGAUUUGUACAAACUUUUGGCCAAAAGUAAUGCGGGCAAGAACCUUAUUUCGUCGCCUCUUUCCGUCGAUAUUGCUUUGAGUAUGGUCUACAUGGCCGCUGGGGGAAAGACAGCCCAAGAAAUGAGAAACGUUUUGAAACAUUCCACGGAUAAAAAGGCAGUGGCUCGUAAAUACAAGGAAUUUCUGACAAAGCUCGAAGGUCGCGAAAAGGUAGCCAUCCUCGAUCUGGCCAACCGCUUAUUCGUAAACGAUCUCUACACUUUAGUUCCGGAGUUUAAUCAAGUGGUCAAAGAUUCCUUUAAGGCCGAAGCGCAGGCUAUCAGCUUAACUGAUUCUGAAAAAGCCGCUUCGAUCGUCAAUAAGUGGGUGAAUGAUCAGACGCGCAGCAGGAUAAAAACCGUUGUUGAGGGAUAUGAUAUGUCCUCGAGUUUGAUAAUGGUUCUCGUGAAUGCAAUUUACUUCAAAGGCCAGUGGCAGUACGAAUUCGACCCUAAAAAUACCAAAGUGGCCGAUUUUCGAUCUGCUGACAAAAAAACUGAUCCUGUUCAGAUGAUGUCGCUCGUGGGCACAUUAAGGGUGGGAUUAAUUCCGGACUUGGAUGCCAAAGUAAUCGAGCUUCCUUACCGGAAUUCAAGCCUAUCAAUGGUCAUCUUUUUGCCGGAAAAAGACGACGGCUUGCCAAAAUUGGAGCAGAAGAUCGCAGGCUUCUCUCAAAAGCUGAAAAGCCGGGCCGUGAAUUUAAGGCUGCCAAAGUUUAAAAUCGAAUUUUCCUCAGAGCUAAAGGAAAUUCUUGCGACGAUGGGCAUACGAGAUGCCUUUGCGCGUAGUGCGGAUUUUGGAGGUCUAGUGAAAGCGUCAGGAGCCAGCAUCAGCAAAGUCACACACAAGGCUUUCAUUGAGGUUAACGAAGAGGGUGCCGAGGCAGCAGCUGUAACAGGUGCUGGAAUUGGAACGAGGUGCCCAACUUGCAACGCCUUCCGGUUCAAUGCCGAUCAUCCAUUUGCCUACGUCAUUCGCGAUGAGGACACCAUUUACUUUCAGGGACACUUCGUAAAACCAGAAAGAUUAAGUUAGUAAAAGGAAACGGAAAUAGUGCUCUCUCCGUUAACCCAUUUUUAAGUGAAUAAGAUAAUAAAAAUAAAUCUUACCGAUAUAUGACGAAAUA